UUGAUAUUCACACGUGUACGUCUAUCACAUGCGUGCUAUUAGCAAACCUAUAUCAGGAACGGUUCUUCCCUCUCCCCUCUCCGACUAUCAAAACCAGUACCCCCGUCUUCAAAAACUAGAAAGAAAAAGGAAAAAAGAAAAGAGAGAGAAAGAGAGAGAAAUGAGAGGAGGCGAAGAAGAAGAUCAUCAAUCAAGAGACUUUUACGAGCUCUGCGCUCUUCUUUUUACAAUCCUCCGCCAUCCUCCUCUUCCUUCUUCUCUUCUCCGUGCAUCUCCUCGUCGGAUGGACAUUUCUCCAGCUGGAUUCGCUUCUCUACUGCUGGGAAUCUCCCUUGCCCUAAUGCUCUGUGGAUCUAUCACAUUCUUCGUCGGAUUCAUUCUGAUGCCUUGGGUUUUCGGAUUCGUGAUGGUUUUCUAUCUGGUGGGGUUGGUCUCAAAUCUGUCGGUGCUUGGUCGGGCGAUUAUGGUGCGUAAUUUGGCCGUAGUGGGGCCCGGUGGAUUGACGGGGAGGAUGGACAUGCCUGGCCCAUUUUUCUCCAAAUUCCCAAUUCUUUAGAUGGGAGAAGCGGCAAGUGGUGAAUGCAUCAGGCUUCCGUGGGGACUGUCACUCGAUAUCUCGCUCCAUUAAUAGCUCCUUUCCGAAAAUGGUCAGCUUAUUCCAAUCCGACUCAACUAUUUUCUUAGAAGCAAUGAUGCAAUAUUCUUCAAAUGGUUAGAAGAGUUAAGAUGCAUUUGCCUAGCUAAAGCCCAUAAUCUGUAAGGGAACUGGAUCCACUACAAAGCUCCCUUAAGAUGCAUUAUUCUCUAUAGGCUACAUUCACUACAAAGCUCUUGGGUUAAGCUUAACAUAGAAUAAAAUGUGUGGGGCCUACUGUGAUUUAUGCAUGAAAACCAAUCCAUCCAUCAUGUGCGCUGCCUCAAAUUCUCCUUGGCGUCCUAAAAUCAGGCUGACCCAAAACUCAAGUGGGCCAUGCCAUGUAAAAUCAUGCCUAAAACCUCUAAAAUGAUGAGGACUGCCUGUGCUUUUGGAACGGACUGCUUUUUGGGUUGUCCAUCCAUCCUGGCGGGCCGCAUCUUCUGAAUGGACUGGAUGGCAUAGGGAAAACACUAUAGACCCACACACAAUCUGGAGGGUCUUAAUGGUGAGCAUUCCCAUCCCAGCUGCUACCUGUGGCAUGACCCACCUGAGUUUUGGAUUGGCCUGAUUUUUUGUGCGAAGAAGAACAUGAGGGGGCCGCACAUAAUGAACUGAUUGGAUGUCAUGCACAUAUUAUGCUGGGCCUAUUCAUUGCAUUGUAGAUUAAGAUUAACAUACAAAGUGUUGUAGUGGAUCCGGCCUCUUUUUUAAAUGUAUUUUACAUUUUUUUUAAAGAAAAUAAAUUUUAUGUUUGAAGCUUUCCUCAUA
Magnolia sinica is the source of this 1405-nucleotide messenger RNA. RefSeq lists its product as uncharacterized. NCBI's taxonomy places the organism in Eukaryota, Viridiplantae, Streptophyta, Magnoliopsida, Magnoliales, Magnoliaceae. The transcript is spliced from 2 exons. The record is from RefSeq and is a predicted model, not a curated record. Bases 29 to 556 code for a protein of 175 amino acids.